AUGUUUAAUGAGGAUGAGGAGACAGCGCUACAUUGUGCAGCUGCACGUGGUCAUAUUGAGUGCGUACAGAAUCUUCUGGAUGCCGGUUCAUCCGUCGACGAAUUUGAUAAGCAUCAUCGAACUGCCUUGAUUUGUGCGCUGGAGAAUGGUCAUCUUGACAUCGCGCUUCUUCUCAUCCAUAAAGGCAGCAAGAUAAAUGAAGCCAAUGAUCAAGGUAAUUCACCGUUGCAUAUCGCUGCUCAUCAUGGUUUACUUAGUGCCGUUCAAACACUUUGCCAUUGUGGUGCUGACGUCGAUCAAACAAAUCAGGACUCAUUCACAGCACUUCAUUUGGCUGCAAAAGAAGGUUUCCUUGACAUCGUAAGGGUUUUGUGCUUGGCUCGUUCCAAUGUCGCCAAAAAGACAAAGGACAACGUCCGGGAGACGUUCAUCGAUCAGUUGUGUCCGUUGAAUGCGCCGUUGCGACGCAUAAAACUGAAGCUGUUCGGACAUUCCCAAACGGGGAAGUCACGUCUCAUUCAAUCACUUCAUUCUACUCGUGGAAUCACAUCAAGCAUAAUCGACGCCGUUUCGAGACGGAUUUCCGAACAUUACAGCCCCAGCAAUACGAUGAAUAAAGAUGAUGGAAUUCACUCUGGACAAGGUUCAUCGUUCUCAUCAGAAUCGAACAACAACUCGUCCGAACCGUGCGUACAAGCUGUUCAGUGUCCCGCCCACUCGGCUUACACCCGAGGUAUCGACGUUCAGAACAUCACCACAUCUGGUUGUGGUGAGUUUUCCGUGUGGGAGUUCGGUGGCUACGAACCCUAUCAUAUGGCUUACGACCAUUUCGUCGGCAACACUGACUGUAUUCAUGUGAUACUGUUUCAAGCCUGUGACAGUACUGAGGAGCAGUACAAACAAGUAUUGUAUUGGAUGAACUUUCUCAAAGGACGGGUUACACCGACAGAGCCAAUUGGUCACUGUGGAAUAAUUUCUCGAAGAUCUAAAGUAGUAAUCGCAGGUACGCAUGCCACUUCCGCACUCUUCCCGACGAAAAAUGCUGACGGAGAAUACGAGUCGUCAGACACAGAAGCAAUGUUAAAGACGGUACGACUUCGUUUCGAGACGCACUUCGAUAUUUACGAUAAACUCAUCCUACUUGACUCCACAAAUCCGUCGUGUGCCGGAAUGAAGGCGUUGAAGUGCUAUUUGAAGGAAACUAGAAAUACAAUCAUAGCGCGUCUACAGAAACCUAUCGGACUUCUAGAUGCAACGAUGCCAUUCCUACAAUCGAUGCGUAAGCAGUACGCCAAUUUUCCAGUAGUUUCAUGGCCAACAUUCGCCUCAAUAGUACGUACCGAUGUGAAUCCGUUGACUGGAGAAGCACAUUGUCGUCAAUUGAUACAACAGCUGCAGCUUAUCGGAGAGGUAGUGUAUCUGCGUGAUGAAACAGCUGAGAUGGAUUAUGUUGUGUUGAAUCCAGAAUGGCUUGGAACGCAUAUUAUCGGUCAGCUGCUUAGCGCUGAGUUCCUUUCCAGGUGCAGGAUCAACGGCACAUACUCACUGGAACACUUUGCGCCGAUCUUCCCGGAAAUUCCUGAACUAAGUGAUCUACUGCGAAUGCUGAAUGUACUUCAGCUGUGCGCUCCAGCCGAGCCGGAUUCAGAAGAAACAUUUGAAUUUCCUGCUUUUAUACUCCUUAGCGAACCAUCUGAUGUUUGGAUCCGCAACAAGUCGACGUAUGUUUACGGAGGAGUUCGCGUAUAUCCAAUGCGAGGCAUGGAGCGAUCUCUCCAGAGUACUUUUCCGCGUAUUCAAGUUGCACUACGGAGAAGCAUGCACGACUUCCAGGAUCCGAUGGAUGCGGAUUUAAUCCAGUGGGCUGGAUGUAGUAAAAUGUCUUCUGGUCAAAUGGAAGCUCUGGUGAGAAUCCGUAACGAUGCUGUCGAGGUCCAAGUCCGUGGUCCAUCCGAACGAGCCACAUCAUGUUUUUACUUCUUGGAAGACGUUGUGAAUCUAGUCGAACAAACCGCUAGUGAAGUGGCACCAGGCAUUGGACUUGAGCGACAUUUCCUUAGUCCAAAAUGUUUACAAGAACAUCACAAAAAUCCAGCCUCGUUUCCACCCGAGGCAAUGAUGGCUAUGCAACAGCAAGAAUCGCUUUCUGUAAAAGGAACACACGAUGAGGAAGAACUCUUCACUGAUGUGGUGUGCUUCGGUUCUCGGGAGGUUGCACGUCUUCUGACGUUAGGAAUUGAUGUGGGAGUGGCCGACUUAUCCAUCACUACUCGUUGUGAACUCGCUGCAUUGCUCGAUCCGCCCGACGGAAUGGGCAGGGACUGGUCAAUACUGGCAGUCAAGUUGAGUUUGACUGACCAAGUACCAGAGGUUGAUUCCACCGGACAGUCUUUGUCCCGAACCGAUCAGCUACUAGCUGAAUGGGCAAUUCAGCAACCGGAGCAUGCCACUGUUGGUCGUCUAUGCGAAAUUCUGGCUGAGCUAGGACGAUCAGAUGCUAGGGACACGCUCUACCGCACCGUCCCAUUAUAUCUGUUCGCACCGCUAGAGGACACGGUACAUCCAACUGAUUGCGGCGAUUCGGGUGUAGUAUCAUCUUGUCACUCCACUGGUAACCCAAGAACAAGCUCCAUAUCAUGA
This is a messenger RNA of Angiostrongylus costaricensis, 2640 nucleotides long. The record is from the annotation of a GenBank genome assembly. Lineage: Eukaryota; Metazoa; Nematoda; Chromadorea; Rhabditida; Metastrongylidae.